GCGGAGCUGCCGCCCGGCCCGGCCCGGCCCCGUCGGGCUCCGCCGGCCCCUUCCGAGGGGGAGGCGCCGGGGCCGGGGCCACGCUCGGCUCCGCCGCCCCACGGGGCCGCCCGGCUCGGCCGCCCGCCGAGCCACCCGCUGCCAUGCCAGUGACGGUGACCUUGGCCGGCCCGGCCCCUUGGGGCUUCCGCAUCACCGGGGGAAGAGACUUUGGGAAGCCCAUCACCGUCUCCAAGGUGACGGAGCACGGGAAGGCGGCUGCGGGUGGCCUCCGGCUGGGGGACAUCAUCGUCAGCAUCAACGGGGAGAGCGCAGCCGAGAUGCUCAACGUGGAGGCGCAGAAUAAGAUCAAGCAGAGCCCUGGGCAGCUCCAGCUGCAGGUGGAGAGGUCCCCGAUGCCACCUCCCAGCCACAUGAACGGGGACACCUCACCGGAGAGGCUGGCUGCACGCUUUCAGGAUGGGCUGCGGAUGCAGGAGGAGAGCCAGGGCACCCCGAGAGCCUCCUACUCCAGCCCAGCAUCCCUCAGCCGCCCGCUCAGACGCAGCAGCUCACAGCCCCUGGAGGAGGAGUUCGCCUGUCCCAGCCUCUGCCAGAAGCGAGGAAGCCUGAGCCACCAGAACAGCCCCCCGGGGUCGGUCCUGCCUGUACCCCCCUGCCCACUCUCACCGGGGCUUGGGGUCCCCCCGACCCCCUGGGAGACAUGCAGGGAGCAGCACCGCUCUGGGCCCUCUCCCAGCCCCUGCAACAGCCUGGGUUCGGAGCCGGCCAUGCGGCGCUUGGAGGAGGAUUCCGAGGUCUACAAGAUGCUGCAGGAGAACCGGGAGCUGCGGGCGGCCCCACGGCAGUCCAGCACCUUCCUCAUGCUGCAGGAGGCCCUGGAGGACGAGGGCGGAGCUGGACUUACAGCCCCUUUUCCCAGCCGGCUCUCACCCAGCACCCGCAAGCCCGUGGCCGGUGUCCAGAAGCUGCACGUCUGCGAGAAGUGCGGCAGCACCAUCGCGACACAGGCAGUGCGGAUCCAGGACGGCCGCUACCGGCACCCAUCCUGCUACGCCUGUGCCGACUGUGGUCUCAACUUGAAGAUGCGGGGUCACUUCUGGGUGGGCGAUGAGCUGUACUGCGAGAAGCACGCCCGCCUGCGCUACCAGGGCACUCUGGGGGGGCCCGCCACCCCCCCUGUAUCCCCCCACUCCUGAACCCCAGGCACUGGCACAUUGCAAUGGGGACCUUGCCGCCCGCAUCCCCCCCAUGUCCCAGGGGGGCAGCAUGCACCCCGUCCCCCUCCCCAGAAUGCCCCCCCAGCCCCGCUGCUUUGGUAGCGUGGGGGUCUGUGGGAGGGGAGGCGUUGGGCUGGGGCUGUGGGCAUCACCAGGCUGUGGAUGGAUGGGGGGGGGGACACACACACUGCAGCCGCCCACCUUUGCCCUUGCUGUGUCAGUGUGUGUGAUGAGCUGGGUUGGUUCUCAGCCUGCGCUGCAGCGGUUGCACAUGCCUGGGGACACAGCGGGGACACGGGGGGGGGGUGGGGGGGGGUGGGGUGUGCACAGGGACGCCAUCGCACUUAGGUACCGGAGAGGGGGCUGGCACCGCUUUGUACACUGACUGCAAAGAGCUUCUCUGAGAUAUUAAACCAGAUCUCUAUAUAAAUAUAAUA
This is a messenger RNA of Falco peregrinus (peregrine falcon), 1657 nucleotides long. It is a transcript of the gene PDLIM2, whose product is annotated as PDZ and LIM domain 2. The coding region runs from base 144 to 1199 and encodes 351 amino acids. NCBI's taxonomy places the organism in Eukaryota, Metazoa, Chordata, Aves, Falconiformes, Falconidae. Gene Ontology annotation, cellular component: filamentous actin; adherens junction; stress fiber. The transcript has 10 exons. The record is from RefSeq and is a predicted model, not a curated record. Gene Ontology annotation, molecular function: actin binding; muscle alpha-actinin binding. Gene Ontology annotation, biological process: actin cytoskeleton organization; muscle structure development; heart development.